AUGGCGGCGGUGGCGGCGGCGGCGGCAGGGGCGGCGUGCCGCAGGGCCGUCUCGUACACCCUCCUCGGACCGCCUGCUGAGAGCCUCUGCGCUGCAGCUGCGGCGGCCACCGCGGCUGCGCCCGCUACUGGCGAUCAGUUCGUUGACCUGCUCGACGCCAACUUCAACAAGCCGCCCCCGACGCCACCGGCGAAGACGCGCACCGAGAACAACUCACCGACGUUCUCCACCUCAGGGGACCCCUGCCUGGACUUCUUCUUCCACGUCGUCCCCGGCACCCCGCCGGAGUCCGUGUCCUCCCUUCUCGCCGACGCCUGGGCCAAAGAGCCGACCACCGCACUCCGCCUCGCCUGCAACCUUCGCGGCGUCGGAGGCACGGGCAAGUCCGACAGGGAGGGCUUCUACGCCGCCGCGCUCUGGAUGCACACCUGCCACCCGGCCACACUCGCCCUCAACGCGCGCUCCGUCGCCGAGUUCGGAUACCUCAAGGACCUCCCCGAGCUCCUCCACCGCAUCAUUCACGGCGGCGUCUCCACCAGGACCCCCGGAAAGCAGGCCGCCCAGAAAGGUGGGAUCGUCGCUGGCUUACACCGCUCACCAUCAUCAGGUACGCCGCAUCGCUGGAAGCCGAGCCUCCCCGCGAGCACUAGUGACGCGCGCGUCGCUGCGAGUAAUAGGCGCGACCAGGAGAUCUCCGCCCAGGCCGCCGUCGAGCGUCACAAGAAGCGCGCGGACGCCGCGGCCAGAGCCGUCGAGAGGUACGCCCGGGACCCCAACUACCGCCUUCUGCACGACAUGACGGCGGAUCUGUUCGCCGACCUCCUCGCCGAGGACAUGAAGAAGCUAUCGGAGGGCAAUCUCGAUCUCUCGCUCGCCUCCAAGUGGUGCCCGUCGGUCGACACCUGCUACGACUACUCCACACUGCUCUGCGAGGCCAUCGCUCGCCGCCUCUUCCCCAAGGGCUCGGCGCCCCAGCUCCCAGAGGACUUGCCGGAUGCGCACUACGCCUACCGCGCGCGCGAGCUCCUCCGCAAGGAGGCGUACGUGCCGCUGCGCCACGCCCUCAAGCUCCCCGAGAUCUUCAUCUCGGCUCGCGAAUGGGGGAAAGUGGUGUACACGCGCGUGGCCUCCAUCGCCAUGAAGAACUACAAGGACCUCUUCCUCGAGCACGACAACGCCCGCUUCAGCCAAUACCUCGCCGACGUCAAGUCCGGUAAGGUGAAGAUUGCGGCGGGCGGCCUGCUGCCGCACGAGAUCCUGGCCACUGCCCACAUAGACAAUGAAGUGUCCGAGCUGCAGUGGCAGCGUACUGUGGAUGAUCUGUUGGCCUUUGGAGAGCUCAACAACUGCCUUGCCGUGUGCGACGUGUCGGGCAGCAUGCGCGGCGAGCCGAUGGACGUCUGCGUCGCGCUCGGCCUCCUGCUCUCGGAGCUCUGUGACGAACCGUGGCGCCACCGCGUCAUUACCUUCAGCAGCCGGCCACAGCUGCACCACGUCGAGGGGGAGACCCUUUGGGAGAAGUGCCAGUUUAUCCGUCAGAUGGACUGGAACAUGAACACCGACUUCCAGGCGGUGUUCGACCAGCUCCUACAGGUAGCGGUCGCCGGCAACCUGCCUCCGGAGCGCAUGGUGAAGAAGCUCUUCGUUUUCAGCGACAUGGAGUUCGACCAGGCGUCCUCCAGGCCGUGGGAGACGGACUACGAGGCGAUCACGAGGAAGUACUCCGAGGCCGGGUACGGAGAGGCCGUGCCGCAGAUUGUCUUUUGGAACCUGCGCUACUCGUACUCGGUGCCGGUGACGGCGGAGCAGAAGGGGGUGGCGCUGGUCAGCGGCUUCUCCAAGAACAUGCUCAAGAUAUUCCUCGGCGGCGCAAACAUCCCAACGCCGAGGGACGUCAUGGAUAAGGCAAUCUCCGGGCCGGAAUACGAGAAGCUCGUCGUGUUCGACUGA
This is a messenger RNA of Lolium rigidum, 1950 nucleotides long. RefSeq lists its product as uncharacterized. Lineage: Eukaryota; Viridiplantae; Streptophyta; Magnoliopsida; Poales; Poaceae. The coding region runs from base 1 to 1950 and encodes 649 amino acids. The record is from RefSeq and is a predicted model, not a curated record. The transcript is spliced from 2 exons.